UUGUUUUUUAAUUUUAUUAUAAAAUUUACUUAAAAAGUAAUGUGCCUAUGUAGAUAUUACGCGAUUUUUUUUUUUUUUUUUUUUUUAUUGAAAGAAACAAUUGCAUAAUAUUUGGCGGGUUAUAAAAAAUAAUAAAAAUGCAACGCCUCUUCUGAUUGGUCGAUUCAAUGUCCGAUGUCAUACGGAAGAGACCGAGUUACUUUCUAAAUGUAUUUAACAAUAUGGCGUACCGACGUUUGAAUUUGAACGUUACGUGACAACACACAGAAAGUUGUAGGACAUGUGAAAUAAGUUUUUUUUUUAUGCUCUUCUAUUUAGCUUAUUGUGAUUUAUAUUAAGGAUAAAUAUUAUAGGAAUAGAGCUUUAAGACAUUCUCGAUUCUUAUUCAUUUUAAGAUCAUGGAUAAUUUUGUUAAGAUUGAAAAAAUUGGUGAAGGUACAUAUGGUGUUGUGUAUAAAGGUAAACACAAAAAGACUGGUGAAAUUGUAGCCAUGAAAAAGAUUCGCUUAGAAAGCGAUGACGAAGGUGUACCAUCGACUGCAAUCAGAGAGAUUUCUAUUCUUAAGGAGUUGAAACACCCAAAUAUCGUUAGCUUGGUCGACGUUCUCAUGGAAGAAUCUAGAUUGUAUCUUAUAUUUGAGUACCUUACUAUGGAUUUAAAGAAAUAUAUGGACAGUUUGGGAAAUGGUAUAAUGAUAGAACCUAAAACAGUCAAGUCCUAUUUAUAUCAGAUAACACGAGCAAUUCUAUUCUGUCAUAAACGUAGAGUAUUACAUCGUGACUUGAAGCCACAAAAUUUAUUAAUUGGUGCAAAAGGUGUUAUCAAAGUAGCAGAUUUUGGAUUAGGAAGAGCAUUUGGAAUUCCAGUCAGAGUUUACACGCAUGAGGUUGUUACUUUAUGGUAUAGAGCACCUGAAAUUCUUCUUGGAGCUAGUAGAUAUUCUUGCGCCAUAGAUAUGUGGAGUGUUGGCUGUAUUUUUGCUGAAAUGGCAACGAAGAAGCCAUUGUUUCAAGGAGACAGUGAAAUCGAUCAAUUGUUUAGAAUAUUUCGGAUUUUAAGAACGCCUACAGAAGAAAUAUGGCCUGGUGUCACACAAUUAAAUGAUUAUAAAACAACAUUUCCAAACUGGGUAACAAACAAUCUAGAAGCCCAAGUAAAGAAUCUUGACGCGGAUGGACUUGAUCUAUUGCAGGCAAUGCUUAUUUAUGAUCCCGUUCAUAGAAUAACAGCAAGGGCAGCUUUGAAACAUCCUUAUUUCCAAGACUUGGAUAUUAGAAAGUUACCAUCUGCAUAAUGAGAAAGGGGAAAAAGGAAAGAACAAAAAAAAAACAAACAAACAAACAAACAAACAAAGAUACGUUCGUUGUGUUUCUUUAUGACAUUUUAAUCGUGCGACAAUAUGAAAAAAAAAAAAAAAUAUAUCUUAGGAUAGUGGAGGGAUGUGAGUUAAGUUAUUUGAGUGCGAACAUUCCUUUAGUUGAUGGAUA
Vespa crabro (European hornet) is the source of this 1488-nucleotide messenger RNA. It is a transcript of the gene Cdk1, whose product is annotated as cyclin-dependent kinase 1. Lineage: Eukaryota; Metazoa; Arthropoda; Insecta; Hymenoptera; Vespidae. Gene Ontology annotation, biological process: mitotic G2 DNA damage checkpoint signaling; protein phosphorylation; G2/M transition of mitotic cell cycle. The coding region runs from base 399 to 1295 and encodes 298 amino acids. The transcript has 4 exons. Gene Ontology annotation, cellular component: nucleus. The record is from RefSeq and is a predicted model, not a curated record. Gene Ontology annotation, molecular function: ATP binding; cyclin-dependent protein serine/threonine kinase activity; RNA polymerase II CTD heptapeptide repeat kinase activity.